AUGGCGCAUCAAGCGCAUAAUCUUCCAUGGAAGCUUUUAGCAGACAAUUUCAAAUACCGCUAUGAAAACACAUCUUGCAAAUGCCAAACCAACCUAUUCCCAUCCAAGAUUCCCCAGCUGGAAACGGACCUCAGCUACUUCGCAAAGGCCUUUAAGCGAACAAUAGACGAGCACAGCAAAAUCGAGAGAUCAAAAUAUGCCGAGAAUUAUGACCCGCCGAAAGGUGAUGAAGAAGUUUUCUCAGAAGCCAUUGCUGAAAAGAUCAAAUGCACACUACGACAAAGCGAAGAACGAGGCGCGAAAAUACGUUCCAUGAAAGUUCUCGAAAACAGAAAAAUAUCUUUCUGGUUUAAUCUUAUGCCACACCGGGGGGAGGAUAAUUGCAGACCUCUUCAUAACACGCUUGAACCAAUCAAAGUCCUCCUUCUCCAUAGUGAAAUGGACGUUCUUUUGCGACUAGCAUCACAUCACGCUUUAAAUUUGGGAAGAGCCUGGGAACGUCCAUUCAAUGAGGAAAAAGAUUACGGGCUCAAGGCCUUUGUCUACCCAACCUUUAUGGUAUAUAUUUGUCUGAACAUCCUUCUUCAAAAGCCCGAGCUUUACGAUGAGGAAAGUAGGAAGAUUUAUAUGCGAACCCCACGACGCGAUGUCCCUGUCAUCAAGCACGAAAGCCAUCUUGACUACCGUCUCACUCGCGCGUAUCAGCUGACUCUCCUGUACUGCACCCAACCAACAACACAGACGCUUCCUCACCAAGUGUUCUUUGGACUGUCGCACCAGCUGGAUCUUCACAAGUUCAAUGAACGGUGUGGACAUAUGCCAUUCGCCAGGUUCAAAUCCGCCGCCGACAAUGGCGUAUAUAGUCCACAUCAGGAUGAUAUCGCCAAAGUCAUGCGGAUUCUCAUGGGAAAGGGUCUUCCGGCGGAGCUUUGUCUAGAUGUGAUUGAAUUUGCCGACUACACGCCCUCGCGAAGAAUGACUACGGCGGAUGAUCCCUUACAUAUGGAUAACUCUUGCGAGUUGCGAAAAUAUCUUAAGUAUUGCUGGCAGCUUCUGGUCCGAGUUGAUAUGCUAAUGAGAUUGAAAAAUGAGGAGAUUGACUGGGAGCAUGCGGUUAAAGAGUGUGUUUGGAGGCUGUUUAUUGAGCGAAGCAAUGGAGUCCUCAAACUUCGGCGACGGGAGUCCGCUCCCCAUUUGGCAAUAGAUGACCGUACCAUGGCUUUUUGUUCGUGUUGUUAUUUGUUAUAA
This is a messenger RNA of Penicillium odoratum, 1248 nucleotides long. RefSeq lists its product as uncharacterized. NCBI's taxonomy places the organism in Eukaryota, Fungi, Ascomycota, Eurotiomycetes, Eurotiales, Aspergillaceae. The transcript has a single exon. The record is from RefSeq and is a predicted model, not a curated record. Bases 1 to 1248 code for a protein of 415 amino acids.